Cimex lectularius (bed bug) is the source of this 2465-nucleotide messenger RNA. RefSeq names its product ceramide-1-phosphate transfer protein-like. Gene Ontology annotation, cellular component: cytosol; cytoplasm; membrane. Bases 163 to 786 code for a protein of 207 amino acids. The transcript is spliced from 4 exons. Gene Ontology annotation, biological process: ceramide transport; intermembrane lipid transfer. Lineage: Eukaryota; Metazoa; Arthropoda; Insecta; Hemiptera; Cimicidae. Gene Ontology annotation, molecular function: ceramide 1-phosphate binding; ceramide 1-phosphate transfer activity. The record is from RefSeq and is a predicted model, not a curated record.
AUUCAAGUGUUAUCAGAUGUGACCUGCUUUCGGCUGUCAUUGUGUUGUUGGCUGUUUCCAACUUCCAAUAACCUUAAUCACACAUUUAGUGCCAGAUUUGUUUUUAUUUAUUUAUUUUUUUAAAUUAUUUUGUAAUUCAACACCGGGUUUGGAAACAGCAACAUGUCAAGUUCAGAUUACUUUGAUUUGAAGUACCUAAGCAAAUGUUUUGAGACAUCAAUGGAAGCAGAUAAAGAUAUUAAACUUGAGCCUUUUCUCCUGGGUUUCCAAGAGCUCAACAAAUUCUGUGAUCUUAUGGGUGGAAUAUUGUUUAAUGCGGUAUCCACAGAAAUUUCGAGCAAAUCAAAUAUUUUGCAAGAAUACCUCCAGAAAGAUGCCGAAACGUUUUCCUCAUUGCAAAAGAUGAUUGCUUAUGAACGCAGGGAAAACCAACUAAAUAAUGGCGUUUGCGGCUGUAGAACGUUACUCAGGCUUCUAAGGGGUUUAGACUUUGUAAGGACAUUUUUUGAAAAAGUCUCCCAACUCAAUUAUGAAGAUAGUACAAGCUCAGUUGGUACGGAAGCCUACAAUCAAACUCUAGCACAGCACCAUGGAUUUUUUGUUAGACAAGCUGCAAGUAUUGGUCUUUGGACAUUACCUUCUAAGAAGGAAUUAUUAAGAAAGUUAUUUGGUGACAGAACUGAUGAAGCAAUGGAAGCUCUUCCAGUAGCAUUGAAAUCCUGCAACUGCACUUAUUUAAAAUUGCAUGAGUUGUUUAAAUCCAACAACCUUCUUGAACUUCCAUAAUAUUGCAACCUUCAUGAUUUAAUUGUUCUAUUUUGAGGACGUAACCCACUGCAGUUUUUUGCUGAAAUAAUUCACACUGGCUUUAUUUACCAAACCAACCUCAAAGUAUACCAUGUAUAAAUUUGCCAAUUUUUUCUAAAAUUAAUAUGCAUUUUUAUUUAUGCUCAUUCUUUUUUGUCAAUUUUAUUAAAAUAUGCAGUGUGCGCACAAAUACUUGGCAGGAUUCAUUCUGCCAACAGUUUUGUCCUAAUUAAUGUUGAGGAAGUAUAAAAUUGUUUUUCAAACCUCUAAUUAGACUUAAAUAUAAGCCAACAUAAAAUACAUUUUUUUAAAACAAAAUGAAAGAAUAAAGUCAUUAAACAAUAAAUAUUUAAGAAAAAAACAAUACUGUUAAACAUUCCUAUAUUUUGUAUGUUAAAGUAAUAUUGUGUAUAUAGUAAAUAAGGAAUUUAUUUGAAUUACAAAUUUGUGUAUUAUGUUAUUAAUUAUUAUUAUUAUUAUGUUAAUUUAUUGUUGUAUUACAAAGUUAUGUAAGUAGUUUUUUAACAAGAUUGGUAGGGUAUUUUUACCUUAAAAGGUCGUGUUUGUGUUCGACUUGUUGUCAUCUUAUUUCUGAAAUAAUAAUUCUGUGAAGGAUACAACUAUAUAAAGUAAAUUAAAUGUUAAUUUUUCAUUGUACUAAUUUGACUAUGCAAUAAGUAAUGACAACAGUAAUACCAUAGAAACCAACUUUUCUACCAAAAAAAUUUUCUUUCAACUAUUUAUUAUAAAAUGUGAUUCAAAAUUUGUUUGUACAUAUUAAGUUUUAUUACCUAAUUAACUGCUUAGUAUGUUCCCUUGUCCAAUUCAGUUAUUCAGGGUUUUUGUUUGUAAAGAAUUGUACAUUUUAUAAAUGAAGGUUUUAAUUUUUUCGAGCCUCUGUUCUUAAAUUAAAACAUCUAAUGAAUGGAGAAUACUAUAGACAAAAAUACUUCUAAAUUAUAAAAAUUGUAAGACAAUUGGACUGUGGCCUGCAAAGGCUGAUUGUUGAAGGAAAAAAGGUCAUUCUUAUGAUAUUGUGUAGAUUCCACUAAUGGGGGUGAGGCCACGCAGGUGCCCAUUGUGAGGAGAUAUUAUCAUGGUAGAGCACAUAACAGACUGUAAUGUAUUAAGUCUGAAAAUUAAAAAAUAUGAUAUCCCAAAUGACCUAUGUUCAGCCAUAGUAUAUGGCAACAGGCAUUAUCUCAGGGCCAUAAAUAUUUUCAUUCCAUAAAGAUCUGUGUACUGUCAUAUAUGUGAUAUGUGUUAGUGAAUGAGUGAGUGUAUUUAUUAGCAAGAAUGGCAGGGCUUAUCCACAAUUACCCUGAGGAAUAUAUGACCCUUAUAUUUUGGGAUAAGAUGAAUCCUAACCAAACUAUUUUUUUAUCUUGUCUUUGCGUAUGUCUUAUUUGUAUUAUUUUAUGAAAAAAAAGCUCUGAGGUAGGAUAAAAAAAGAGAGAGUCAGUUACUGUUAUGUUAUAACUUGGCUGGAGAAAGGUGGAAAAGAAAUUAGAAGGAUUAAAACACUAAAAAUACAGGAAAACAAUUGAGAAAAAACUAGCUAAAAGUGUAAGAGGUGUUAUUAACCUAUGAGUGGUCGUAAUAUGAGUUUUUCUGUCAUUUUGCUGUGCUUUUUUUCUAAAUAAAUGGUACCUGUGUUA